Molecule: messenger RNA, 1053 nt
Organism: Euleptes europaea (tarantolino)
Lineage: Eukaryota; Metazoa; Chordata; Lepidosauria; Squamata; Sphaerodactylidae
Product: pinopsin-like
Exons: 6
Coding region: 1-1053 (350 amino acids)
Biological process (GO): G protein-coupled receptor signaling pathway; visual perception; phototransduction
Cellular component (GO): photoreceptor outer segment; membrane
Molecular function (GO): G protein-coupled receptor activity
Source: RefSeq, a predicted model, not a curated record
AUGCAAACUGCAAAUGCUUACCUGAAGAACGGGACCCCCAGCCCGUUCGAUGGGCCACAGUGGCCCCACCAGGCUUCACGAGGUAUCUACAUCUCCGUGACUGUGCUCAUGGGGGUGGUGGUGGUCUCAGCGUCCCUGGUCAAUGGGCUAGUCAUCGCAGUCUCCGUCCGGUUCAAGAAACUCCGCUCACCUUUGAACUACAUCCUGGUGAACUUGGCCACAGCCAACCUCCUUGUCACCUUCUUCGGGAGUACCAUCAGCUUUGCCAACAACGCCUUCGGCUUCUUCAUGUUUGGCAAGACAGCAUGCCAGUUUGAAGGGUUCAUGGUCUCCUUAACAGGAAUUGUGGGCCUCUGGUCAUUGGCGAUCCUGGCCUUUGAGAGGUACCUCGUGAUCUGCAAACCUGUGGGAGAUUUCCGGUUCCAGCAAAGGCAUGCAGUGGUUGGCUGCCUUUACACAUGGGUAUGGUCAUUAGUUUGGACAGUCCCCCCACUAUUUGGCUGGAGCAGCUACGUCCCCGAAGGCUUAGGAACAUCCUGUGGACCAAACUGGUACAUGGGUGGUACCAACAAUAACAGCUACAUCAUGGCCUUGUUUGUGAUGUGCUUUGCUGUGCCUCUGAGCAUGAUCCUCUUCUCCUAUGCCAACUUGCUGUUGACAUUGCGAUCGGUAGCGGCUCAGCAGAGAGAAAAACAGAAGACAACGCAGCGUGCCGAGAGGGAGGUGACCCGGAUGGUUGUCGCUAUGGUGAUGGCCUUUCUCAUCUGCUGGCUGCCCUACGCCACUUUUGCCAUGGUGGUUGCCACAACCAAAGACCUCUCCAUCCAGCCAGCGCUAGCCUCUCUGCCAUCCUAUUUCUCCAAGACGGCUACAGUGUACAACCCCAUUAUCUAUGUCUUCAUGAACAAACAGUUCCGCAGCUGCCUCCUGAACACAAUGAGCUGUGGGCACAUCCCGCUGGCAAAGCAGGAAACGACACCAGCCGUGAUUGCCGUCCGUGGGGGCCUUGCCUUGACCUCGGAAAGGAGUGGAAAUAAGGUGGCCCCUACCUAA